AUGGUUCACUUAGGUCCAAGAAAGCCACAGCACAGAAAGGGUACCUUCACUGACGUCCCCGAGAACUUGCUCCAGCAAGUCCACGACAUCGAGCAACAGUUGACGGUCAGCGGAGACACCUUGAAGAAGAUCACCGAGCAUUUCAUCACCGAGUUGGAAAAGGGGUUGUCCAAGGAGGGCGGCAACAUCCCCAUGCUUCCUGGCUGGGUGUUGGACUUCCCCACUGGUAAGGAGAAGGGUGACUACUUGGCCAUCGACUUGGGUGGAACCAACUUGAGAGUCGUUUUGGUCAAGUUGGGCGGAAACAGAGACUUCGACACCACCCAGUCCAAAUUUGCAUUGCCCUCCUACAUGAGAACCGCCACCCUGGACCAGUUGUGGGACUUCAUUGCCAAGUCGUUGAAGUCGUUCCUCGACGAGUUCUUCCCCGAUGGCGUGUCUUCGCCUUUGCCCUUGGGGUUCACCUUCAGCUACCCAGCCUUCCAAAACUCCAUCAACGAAGGUGUGUUGAAGGCCUGGACCAAGGGUUUCGACAUCGACGGCGUGGAGGGCCACGACGUGGUCCCUAUGUUGCAGGCUGCUAUUGAAAAGUACGACCUUCCUAUCAAGGUCGUUGCCUUGAUCAACGACACCACCGGUACCUUGGUCGCCUCCAUGUACACUGACUCUGAUGCCAAGAUGGGCUUGAUCUUCGGAACUGGCUGUAACGGUGCCUACUACGACGUGGUCAAGGACGUUCCAAAGUUGGAGGGCCUCGUUCCAGACGACAUCUCUCCAGACUCCCCUAUGGCCAUCAACUGUGAGUACGGCGCCUUUGACAACGAACAUGUUGCCUUGCCAAGAACCAAGUACGACAUAACCAUCGACGAAGAAUCCCCAAGACCGGGCCAACAAGCUUUUGAAAAGAUGAUUUCGGGCUACUACUUGGGUGAGAUCUUGAGAUUGAUCUUGUUGGAGUUAGCCGAAGAAAAGAAGUUGAUCUUCAAGGACCAAGACUUGUCCAAGUUGAAGGAGCUCUUCAUCUUGGACACCUCGUUCCCAGCCAAGAUCGAGGAAGAUCCAUUUGAGAACUUGAGUGAUGUCCAGGAACUUUUCCAGACCGUUUUGGGCAUCCAGACCACCGUUCCAGAAAGAAAGAUUGUCCGUCGUUUUGCCGAAUUGAUUGGGGAAAGAUCCGCCAGAUUGUCCAUCUGUGGUAUUGCUGCUAUCUGUAAGAAGAGAGGCUACACAUCCGCCAACUGUGCUGCUGACGGUUCUGUUGUCAACAAGUACCCAGGCUUCAAGGAGAGAGCUGCCAAGGGUUUAAGAGACAUUUUCGAAUGGGAAACUGAGGAAGACCCUAUCAAGAUUGUCGCAGCCGAAGAUGGUUCUGGUGCCGGUGCUGCCAUCAUUGCUGCUUUGACCGAAAAGAGAUUGGCCGCUGGCUUGUCUGUUGGUAUCAAGAAGAACUAG
Suhomyces tanzawaensis NRRL Y-17324 is the source of this 1452-nucleotide messenger RNA. It is a transcript of the gene HXK2, whose product is annotated as hexokinase 2. Gene Ontology annotation, molecular function: glucokinase activity; mannokinase activity; D-glucose binding. The transcript has a single exon. Lineage: Eukaryota; Fungi; Ascomycota; Pichiomycetes; Serinales; Debaryomycetaceae. Gene Ontology annotation, cellular component: mitochondrion; cytosol. Bases 1 to 1452 code for a protein of 483 amino acids. Gene Ontology annotation, biological process: intracellular glucose homeostasis; glucose 6-phosphate metabolic process; glycolytic process. The record is from RefSeq and is a predicted model, not a curated record.